Molecule: messenger RNA, 564 nt
Organism: Neoarthrinium moseri
Lineage: Eukaryota; Fungi; Ascomycota; Sordariomycetes; Amphisphaeriales; Apiosporaceae
Exons: 4
Coding region: 1-564 (187 amino acids)
Molecular function (GO): oxidoreductase activity, acting on paired donors, with incorporation or reduction of molecular oxygen; iron ion binding; monooxygenase activity
Source: RefSeq, a predicted model, not a curated record
AUGCCGAAGCGUGGUUUCUUCAAGCCCAUCUUGGAUAUCGCACGAGAGGUGGUGGCCGAACGCUUUGGAGAUAACCAGGCUGAAGGAGAGACAGUUGGACAACUUGCCGCCGGCGGCGACACAACAGCUACCGCCAUCAGGUCAGCCAUGCUUUUCCUCCUUACCAACCCUCAGACAUACCUCGAGCUCCAAAAUGAAAUAGACACAGCAUUGAAUGAUGCAGCCAUCUCGACACCGAUUGCAGAGUCAGAGAUUGAGAAAUUACCUUACCUCCAGGCCGUCGUUGAAGAAGCACUCCGCAUUUUCCCUCCUAUGGCUAUGCUUGCUCAAAGCUGUAAUACUAGUCAGGAUGUGUGGGGCUUCCAUAUUCCGGCUGGCAUAAAUGUGGAACUCUCAGUCAAACCAGCCUUGCGCAACGCAACAAUCUAUGGACAAGACGCCAACUUUUUCAGGCCAGAACGCUGGCUUGAAGCACGUGACGUAAGUGCCCUGAAACUGAUGGAGGAGACAUCGAGAUUUGGCGGACCCAGCAGAUGGGAGUGUCUCAGCAACGAAUGGCCAUGA